Molecule: messenger RNA, 3285 nt
Organism: Plutella xylostella (diamondback moth)
Lineage: Eukaryota; Metazoa; Arthropoda; Insecta; Lepidoptera; Plutellidae
Product: lactase/phlorizin hydrolase
Biological process (GO): carbohydrate metabolic process
Molecular function (GO): beta-glucosidase activity
Source: RefSeq, a predicted model, not a curated record
CCAAUUUUAUUAGGACACCCGUUAUCACGCUGAGCGUAUGGGACUGCUCUUGGCAAUGAUAAACACUUUGUAGGUGUAAUAUAUAAGGUAGAAACAACUGCGUUCAAUUUAGUUAGUUAAGAACAAUGAAGCUGUUCGUUGCUACACUCGGCGCAGUGCUAUUGUGCGGCCAUGCAGCCGUCGUGAAGCAGUCGGGAAGGUCGUUCCCAAAGGAUUUCCUAUUCGGGACGGCGACCGCCUCUUACCAAAUUGAAGGGGCUUAUAAUGAAGAUGGAAAAGGCGAAAAUAUAUGGGACCGUUUAACCCAUCAAGAUCCGUCUCCCAUCAGAGAUCAUAGCAAUGGAGAUAUCGCCGCGGACUCCUAUCACAAGGUUGAAAGAGACGUGGAAAUGAUGAGGGAGCUAGGAUUGGACGCAUACAGGUUCUCCCUGUCUUGGUCUCGAAUCCUCCCAACCGGAUUUUCAGACCAGAUUAACCCAGCCGGUGUGGACUACUACAACAGGUUAAUUAAUGAGAUGCUCAAGUACAACAUCGAGCCAUUGGUGACUUUGUACCACUGGGACCUGCCACAGCCGCUGCAAGACUUGGGUGGAUUCGCAAACCCCCUCAUCGGCCAAUGGUUCGAGGAUUACGCUCGCGUGGUUUACCACCACUUCGGUGAUAGGGUCAAGCGCUUCAUCACUUUCAACGAACCAAGAGAGAUCUGCUUUGAAGGAUACGGCUCCACUACCAAGGCACCGGCAAUCAAUGCUACUGGUAUCGCAGAAUAUAUUUGCGCUAAGAAUCUGGUGACGGCUCACGCUAACGCUUACUACCUGUACAACAAUGAGUUCAAGGCGAGCCAGGGCGGGCAAGUCGGUAUCACAAUCAGUAUCAACUGGUUUGGUGCUAAAACUGAUUCGGCAGAAGAUGAAGCCGCGGCCGAGCUAAAACGUCAAGCUGAGUGGGGUCUGUAUGCUGAGCCUAUUUUCAGCUCAGAAGGAGGCUUCCCGAAAGAAUUGGUUCAAAGGGUUGGGGAGAAAAGUGCUCAGCAAGGGUUCCCACGGUCCCGCAUGCCUGAGUUCACAGACGAAGAGAGAGAGUAUGUUCGAGGAGCGUCAGACUUCUUUGGAGUAAACCACUACACUGGUUCAGACAUUUCUGCGACUGAGAAUCUUGGACAGCACCCCGUUCCGUCUAUGUUGGAUGAUAUAAAUGUCGGUUCCUCCACGCCGGCGGAGUGGGCACCGUCCGCAUCUGUGUGGCUCAAGCUAUCACCAGACAGCAUUUACAAGACUUUCACUUACUUGAAGAAUAGAUUUGGUGAUUGGGAAUUCUACAUCACUGAGAAUGGCUGGUCCACUGAAGGUGGCCUGGACGACGACGGACGCACUCUGUACUACAGAACAGCAUUGGAGAGCGUUCUCGACGCUAUGGACGCUGGAGUCAACAUCAAAGGAUACAUGGCCUGGAGUCUUAUGGACAACUUUGAGUGGAUGGAAGGAUACAUUGAGCGUUUCGGCCUAUACGAGGUGGACUUUGAAGACCCAGACCGGAAGAGGACCCCGAGGCAAUCAGCUUUUGUGUACAAGAAAAUUAUUAAGGACAGAACCAUCGACCACGACUACGUUCCAGCAGACAAUGUCAUGACUAUUGAUGAAGGUCACCCAAACAAGUGUUUCGCGUUUAGUUUGUUGGCAACAAUGAAAAGGUUCAUCGUAAUUCUGUGCGCUGUCCUAUUAUGCGGCCAUGCAGCCGUCGUGAAGCAGUCUGGGAGGUCGUUCCCGAAGGAUUUCCUAUUCGGAACUGCGACCGCCUCUUACCAAAUUGAAGGGGCUUAUAAUGAAGAUGGAAAGGGUGAAAACAUCUGGGACCGUUUAACCCAUCAAGUGCCGUCUCCCAUCAAGGACCAGAGCAGUGGAGACAUCGCCGCCGACUCCUACCACAAAGUUGAGAGAGAUGUAGAGAUGAUGAGAGAGCUAGGGUUGGACGCAUACAGAUUCUCGCUGUCUUGGUCUCGAAUCCUUCCCACCGGAUUUUCAAACCAGAUUAACCCAGCCGGUGUGGACUACUACAACAGAUUAAUUAACGAGAUGCUUAAGUACAACAUCCAACCAUUGGUGACUUUAUACCACUGGGACCUGCCGCAGCCGCUGCAAGACUUGGGAGGAUUCGCGAGCCCUCUCUUUGGACAAUGGUUUGAAGAUUACGCACGCGUAGUGUACACCAAUUUCGGUGACCGAGUGAAGUUUUUCAUCACAUUUAAUGAACCACGAGAGAUCUGUAAUGAAGGUUACGGUGGUACAGGUUUUGCGCCAGUAGUGAAUGCUACUGGUAUUGGUGAAUAUCUUUGUGCUAAACAUCUUGUUACUGCCCAUGCUAAGGCGUACCACCUUUACAACAAUGAGUUCAGAGCAAGCCAGGGCGGUAAAGUUGGUAUCACUAUCAGUGUCAACUGGUUUGAAGCUGAAACCGAUUCAGAGGAUGACAAAUUAGCGGCUAUCUGGUUCCGGCAAGGAUCGUGGGGCAUAUUUUCUGAGCCCAUAUUUGGCUUAGAAGGUGGCUUCCCAAAAGAGCUAGCUGAAAGAAUAGCGGAGAAAAGCGCUCAGCAAGGGUUCCCGCGAUCCCGCUUGCCCGAGUUCACGGACGAAGAACGGGAGUACAUUCGUGGAACGUCUGACUUCUUCGGAAUCAACCACUACUUCAAUGCACGGGUAUCUGCUACAACAUACCCUUUCAACCCAGCCGUCCCGUCUUUGAAUGAUGAUGUUGGAGUUGAUCUCAUUUUCGAAUCCAAAAGGGCUGAAUCCACUUCUGGACCAGUGGUUAAACUAAGCAACGUUAUGUUGCUACUGAAAGAAUUAUACGGAGACUGGGACUUCUACAUUACGGAAAAUGGUAUGUCCAGUGCUCCUGGAGUGGACGACACAGCCCGAGGCCUGUACUACAAGGCCGCUCUAGAGAACUGUCUCGAUGCUAUCGACGAUGGUAUUAAACUAAAAGGAUACAUGGCAUGGAGUCUCAUGGACAAUUUUGAGUGGAUGCAGGGUUACACUUCCCGGUUUGGUCUGUAUGCAGUAGACUUCGAAGAUCCCAACCGACCGAGGACCCCAAAACAUUCGGCUUUCGUCUACAAGAGAAUCAUUAAGGACAGAUUUAUCGACCAUGCCUACGUACCCGAUGCCUCUGUCAGUGUGAUGACCAUUGACGAAGGCCACUAGAAUGACAAACACCGACUACAGAUCAAAUUGAAUGGACACAGAAAUGGCAAUAAAAUAAACUUAAUAAAGAUUUUGUUAAGACUGA